GCCGGGCCGUCUCCCACGGGGAGAGCCGGGGCUGUUACCCUGGGGGAGGCAGCUGUUACUCUGCAAUCGAGUUCAUUUGUAGUGGGAACAAACGCGUGAGGAAGAUCGUGAGGGUCACAGUAGGACGCCGUUUCACACGCAGUUGUUUACGUUAGUCUGACACUGUAAAGCUGUGACAUUUUGUGUACACUAAUAUAAGAUGGAGUUGUAGCCGGUACGCAGUAUGAUGCUGUUCCAAUCCAGUCAAGUGUAGUGUUAUGCUCCUGCUCAUCCCCAUCAAUGGUGAGGAACGAAGCAGAUUCCAGCACUCCAUCUGUCAUUUCUCCCUGUGGCAGCAGACAGGGAUCUAACAUGGAAAGCACAGCACCUGAAUCAAGAUCUAAUUCCAGCUCCUUGCAGCAACAUACAGGACAGCAGCCUCCACAGCCUCGAAAGAAACGACCUGAUGACUUCAAAUUUGGGAAAAUUCUGGGCGAAGGAUCUUUCUCAACGGUUGUCUUGGCUCGAGAAUUGGCAAGUUCUAGAGAGUAUGCCAUUAAAAUUCUAGAAAAACGUCAUAUCAUAAAAGAGAACAAGGUGCCAUAUGUGACACGAGAGAGAGAUGUAAUGUCCCGUCUGGAUCACCCUUUUUUUGUGAAACUCUACUUCACCUUUCAGGAUGAUGAAAAGCUAUAUUUUGGGCUUAGCUAUGCCAAAAACGGAGAGCUGCUAAAGUAUAUACGCAAAAUUGGUUCAUUUGAUGAGACCUGUACCAGGUUUUAUACUGCUGAAAUUGUAUCAGCCCUGGAGUAUUUGCAUGGGAAAGGAAUAAUUCACAGGGACCUUAAGCCAGAGAACAUCUUAUUAAAUGAAGAUAUGCACAUUCAAAUAACAGACUUUGGAACAGCGAAAGUAUUAUCUGCAGAUAGCAGACAAGCACGGGCAAAUUCAUUUGUUGGGACAGCACAGUAUGUUUCUCCAGAACUGCUGACAGAGAAAUCUGCCUGUAAAAGCUCUGACCUCUGGGCUCUGGGAUGUAUAAUAUAUCAACUUGUAGCUGGAUUGCCUCCAUUUAGAGCCGGAAAUGAAUAUCUUAUAUUCCAGAAGAUAAUAAAGUUGGAAUAUGACUUUCCAGAAAAAUUUUUUCCCAAGGCGAAAGACCUUGUUGAAAAGUUAUUGGUUCUAGAUGCUACCAACAGAUUAGGUUGUGAAGAAAUGGGAGGAUAUGGACCUCUUAAGGCUCAUCCCUUCUUCGAAUCCAUUGUGUGGGAGAACCUACAUCUUCAGACACCUCCUAAACUUACAGCAUAUUUACCUGCUAUGUCAGAGGAUGAUGAAGACUGUUAUGGAAAUUAUGACAAUCUCCUGAGUCAGUUUGGUUGCAUGCAAGUUUCUAGUUCUGCCUCUUCCCAUUCACUGUCUGUCCCAGAGACAAGUACACCACAGACAUCAGGAGGAAAUAUUGAACAGUAUAUUCAUGAUCUUGACACCAAUUCCUUUGAGCUGGACUUACAGUUUUCUGAAGAUGAGAAGAGGUUACUUCUGGCAAAACAAGCUGGUGGAAAUCCUUGGCAUCAGUUUGUAGAAAAUAACUUAAUCCUGAAAAUGGGUCCAGUGGACAAAAGAAAGGGAUUGUUUGCACGUCGGCGCCAAUUGCUGCUCACAGAAGGGCCCCACUUGUAUUAUGUGGAUCCUGUCAACAAAGUUCUAAAAGGAGAAAUUCCAUGGUCAUUAGAGUUGCGGCCAGAAGCCAAGAAUUUUAAGACAUUUUUUGUUCAUACGCCAAACAGGACAUAUUACCUGAUGGACCCAAGUGGGAAUGCUCAUAAAUGGUGCAAAAAGAUACAUGAAGUUUGGCGGAACAGAUACCACCAGAAUGCUGCAAAAUAGUAAAGCUCAUCCAAAAUUUCCCAGUUUCCCUACUUGCUGCUAGAACUCCGUGUGCAGCCGAUCAGAGGAAUCUUUUCAACCCACCUAUUACCAUCUCAAGGGGAAGCAUAUGUUCGAAAUGUUCUUUUUUUUUUUUUUUUUUUAAGAAAGAAAAAAAGGAAGAAAAGCAAAAACCUAAUGGAAUUCAGGGUUGCUUUGCUCGCUCUUUGUGCUUAUUUUGAGGCUUCCACAUGCAUAUCAUUGCAGUGAAGAUCUUGCUUUUGUGCACUUCAGCUCAGUUUCUGCUGCAGACUAGUGGAUAGACCUUGCAUUACCAGCUUCACUUAAGAUGAGUUAAAACCAAUCCACACGCACACAUGCCGAAUCAUGUACCAGCCUUGCAUUUCAUGGGGCUGGAGUUUUCUGUGACUCUCAGAUUAUCAUUAAACUGUAUUUCAUCAGGGAGCUUUUAUAUGCCUCUCCUAAGCACCACCUCUUUUUUCUCUUCCUUUCCUCACAGUCCCCCAGCUUAUUGGUAUAUGGCAUUUGUAGCCAGGUCAGUUGCACCCUUGUGUAAUUCCUAAUAUAGUUCUGGUUGCAGGAUUUACGUGGUACUUUAGCAAUUACGUGAAUGAGUCAGAUGUAUGUGUCUGGCAGACAGGCUCCAAUGAUAAAGGUUUUGAGAGAGUAAAAUGCUGAACGUGGCACUGAAAGUUUCCUAAAAUUGAAAUGUUGGCUUCUGAACCAUAUAAGAUUUUAAACAUUCAGUUUAAAUUUUAAUAUGAAUCAUGUGUGUUUAAUCAAGGGACGAUAAACUUACCAGCACGCUUUUAACUAAUGCUAACUAAAAAAGAAGCUAGUUAGUAUGGGGGGAAAAGGUUACUGUUGGAGUAGUAAAUAGUUUUUCACCUUUUCAGCAGAUGAGAGUUAGAAGCUUUCUUCCCAGGGUGUGCAUGUUUUGUGCGUUUUAGUGGGGCCAACCUGUUUACUUGGGUAGAGAAGGAAGUGUGAAAGCUUUGUACAAUUGAUUACUUGACUUUUUUUGUCUCAUUGUAUAAUGAGUUGUCAAAUAAUCCUCUUUUUGGUCCUUGGCCAAAUAUUCAGGAACUCUAGAAAAAAAUGUAAGCAAUUGAAAUAUUAGAUAAUAAAGUAAUCUGGUUAGAAAAUCAAAAGAAAAUAUUCGUACAAAGGGGAAAAUAUAUGGUACUUAAAGCAUAUCUAUAAAAUGAAAAUAUUUUUCAUAUCGAUCUCCUUUAUUCUGUUCAAAUUAAGGCUUUUUUGUGGUCAAACAUUUCUCACGGUGUUGCAAAGACACAACUUUGUGUGCUAAAACCAACUCCCUUAAUGGUAUUUUCAACAUGCCUGUGUUCCUGAACCUUGCAGAGAGGAAUGACCAAGGUCUGGACAAAGGCAUUCCUCCUUUUUUUAAAAAGCAGUAUAAACAUCACACCUAUUUAUUCAUUUUCCACACAUACCAUCUCUUUGAAUUUUGAGUUGUCAUACUAUGAUAUGCUUUUCCUUCCACCAAAGAAAGGUUUCACUACAAUGUUGAAAAAUCUCGUGGGGUACUGUUCUAGAAGCAGUAUUUUAAAAGCAGUGGCUUAUCAGGAUUUCUCUGAAAACACAUGCAUGUUGAAUAUUUUCUCGUACAGGGUGAAGGAGAUUUAUUAUUGAGCUCUUAAAAAAUGUGUUAUGUGGUUGAACUUGAUGGCAGUUCAGCUUUUCCAGUAUCUUUCACUCUUUAAAAGAGACAGUGCAGUUGCCUUUUCUUCUGGAGGAACUGCAUUCUGGUAGUCUUCUGUAUCCCACCAUGUCCGCAGGCCUGAGAGAAGUAAAUUCCUGGCUUACAGUGCCUGGUGUUAAGGGAGUGAAGGUGUCCUGUAAAUGGUUGAGAUGAGGAAGAGAGAACAGCAUUCCCUUUUGCAUCAUGAGCAAUUUCAUCACACACAAAGUACACUCCCUGUCACUCAAAUUGGAAUAGCACAAUGCACCUCUGAUCUGUGUCUGUAUUAAGCUAUAUUUGCCAUUCUAACCAAGAUGACAGGUAUUUUAAGUUUGUUGCAGUGCUAUCCAUUUGUUCUCCGGCUGUCAAAUUCCAGCCAUAUGUUGUGUCCACUGGAGGCAACUCUACCACUUUUGGAUUUAGGCUCUGGUGUAGAGAUGUAGACGUAUUCCCAGCUUUAUACAGGAGAGUUUGGCAGUAAUGGAGAUUCACGGUGCCACUGCUGUGCAGUGUGACAAACCCUGGUCUCACACAAAAGUCUGGCAAAAUGAUCUCCAUUGGUUUGUUCACUAGGUGGAAAUCUAACUAUGCUUAACCAUGUUUUCUGUAAUAUUUAGACUUUUAGUCGUUUUGCCAUAGCAAAGCAAUUACUAUGCUUUUUCACACCUGGAAAAUCCUCUCUCAGUAGACUUCUGUCCUGCCCACCAAAAGCUUUCAGCCAGCCAGAUCUUGGUAGCAGGAAGCUGUCAAGAAGGCUGAUGUCUGCAUUCUAGAAUUCCUUUUUUUAAUUGACAAUGCUGUCAUUAGAAAACUGUGAGCAUCUCAUACAGGCAUCCCUCCACUUAGAGCUUCAGUGUUCCUAAUCCAGUCUUACUUAGCUGUUGGUUUUUUGAGAAGGAUCUAGAAUUUUUCUGGGAGAGGUCUUCGUAUUUCUUGUACUGUAAGUGAAAUCUCUGGUUUUGAAAGGUGGCAGAAGAACAGUGAGGCAACACAAAGCAAUUGUGGGUUCAAGUAUGUUUUACCAGUUUGUCCACUUAAAUGUGUAUUGACAGGCGCUGCAUACUAUGACGGGCUGGCUCCCAUUUUAAAUGCUUAUACCUGGGGUAGGUUCUAAUCUUUGUCCUGAAGAUCACUCCUAAGGUUCAUGGAAGUUCAUGGAAUGAAAUGUACACAGGAGGUUCUUCAGAGCUGCAGAUAAGCCAGGUGAUUUUUCUGCUUUUAAUCCAAGGUUUUCAAAGCAUAAAAAAAAAGUUGUUAAUCACUAGAAGACUCUUCUUAAGACUCUUCCUGACUGCAAACCUACAGAAAACCCAGUCUAUCGAUUCAUUCCAUCUUUUGCAAUUUGAACAAUUACCAAUCAUUUAUGAAGAAUCUGGUCAAUAGUAUUGUAAUUUUUCAUUGCUGGGGAUUUGAAUUUCAGAAAGGUGUCUAUUGCAUCAGUUUUCUGUGUUGUGGAGCUUAAGAAAGGAUGAAGUACUACUU
Messenger RNA from Manacus vitellinus (golden-collared manakin), 5053 nucleotides. RefSeq names its product 3-phosphoinositide dependent protein kinase 1 (gene PDPK1). Bases 280 to 1869 code for a protein of 529 amino acids. The record is from RefSeq and is a predicted model, not a curated record. Gene Ontology annotation, biological process: peptidyl-serine phosphorylation; intracellular signal transduction. NCBI's taxonomy places the organism in Eukaryota, Metazoa, Chordata, Aves, Passeriformes, Pipridae. Gene Ontology annotation, molecular function: ATP binding; protein serine/threonine kinase activity. The transcript is spliced from 14 exons.